UUAAGAGUGUAGGUAAAAUUAUGAGAUGUCAGACUCUUAUAGCACGCAUUUAAACAGGCUCACCUGCAUCAGUAACGUAACGAUAAUGAAUCUAUUCCCCCAUAACAGAUGGUUGGAAAGAGCGCCUCCUGGAGAUCGCUGACGCGGACUCCCUUCCGGCCUGCUGGGGCGGAAAUAUGGUGGGACCCGACGGUGACCCACAAUGCAGGCACAAGGUGAACUACGGAGGUCGGUUCGAAGAGCCUGAGUCGUGUUCCCUUUUCGACGAGAAGGACGCCCGGCAGCAGACGAUCGGUCGCCGGGAGCGCUGGGAGCUCCCGAUCAACGUGGUUAUGCCAGGCGCACUACUCAUCUGGCGCUUCCAGACGAACGCCGGUGACGUGGCCUUCGGUCUGCGCAUGCUCAGCGGAAGAUCCCUGGUUCCCGUACAACGCCUUAAAGCUUGCAGCCAAACCCCGCAGGAGGGAAGUUGGCAAUGCGAUGCACCAGGAACAUACGUCCUCGAGUUCGACAAUACUUACAGCUGGCUGAACGGCAAGACCUUGGCUUACGUAGUGAACGUCUUAGCACCGGAGGAGAUAUCCUGAUUGGACGUCACGAACAGAAUCACGCGUGCAACUUAACACGAACAAGUGAAGUAUCCUUGAACAGGGGCUGUCGCUGGCUCCAGCCACACCCCCUGUUCAAGGAUCUUUAAGUGCAAUGCACUUAUAGACCGAAGGCGAACGGGGUCCAUCAUCCAUGGUCACGCAGCUCCAAGAGAAACAGCCUCCGAGCUUUGCUGCUAGGCCGAGAGAGGACGCCACCAUUCCAUCAUCGGAAAGUUUCUGAGGGUUUCGCCGCUAGGGACGAUCCCACGCAGCAGCCAAUAGGAAGCUGCCGACUGGCCGAGGGUCUUUCCAGCCAUGGACACCGCUGAGGAGACUUGCCGAGAACGACAGCACGCGCUCGCCCGAAAACGGCAGUGCCGACGAAGAGCAGAUCCCGACGUCAGGGCUAAGCGAAAAGAGGAAGAACGACUACAUCGAUUGCUCAACCCUCCUGUAGGAAAACAGAGCACAGCAGCCAAACGGCAACAACGUCAGGAAAAUCCCGAGGUGACAGUUAGAACAACACAAGCGAAACGCCGGUAUCGAUGCGAUACCGAGAUGCGGGCGCGAAAAAACGCUGCGAGAAGAGAGACACGGGGACUAGGGCGCGCAUUGCACUUCCUCAGCAUUUACUAAGAGUGGAGCUGCCCACAGUUUUUCAUCUCUUUUUUUUUAUUGAAGCAAAAAAUAAGUGAAGGACUUGUUGUCACCAUUUCUUGGUGACGGCUGCCCCUUCCCACGUAGUUAUUCAAGCUUCCAUCGACCCUGAACUUGCAUUUCGGUAGAGGCGAAAUGCUAGAGGCCCAUGUACUUAGAUUUAGGAGCACGUUAAAAACCAACAGUUGGUCAACAUUUCCAGAGCACUCCACCAAGGUGUCCCUCAUAUUCAUAUCGUGGUUUUGGGACGUUA
This is a messenger RNA of Rhipicephalus sanguineus (brown dog tick), 1500 nucleotides long. Its product is annotated as SEC14-like protein 4. The transcript has 3 exons. NCBI's taxonomy places the organism in Eukaryota, Metazoa, Arthropoda, Arachnida, Ixodida, Ixodidae. Gene Ontology annotation, cellular component: cytoplasm. The coding region runs from base 177 to 587 and encodes 136 amino acids. The record is from RefSeq and is a predicted model, not a curated record.